AGCCCACCGCCUUGCGCCAACCUUGCUUCUCCCCUGCCCGCCGUGAGGCCACGAAUAGCUGCGGCCAGCCCGCACCUGCUCGGACCAAAGAGGGCGACAUUCGAUAGGCAGAGUGCCCCGAGGCACCUGACACUACUGACUUUGGGACCCGGAAGGGACGAGACUGGACUCCGGUGUCACUGGUAAUUGUGGUUGCUUGAAGCUUGUCGCCCCCUGGCCUACCCGGGGGAGGGAGGCAUGUUGUAUUGUCCUAGGUCCUAUAGCACUGCGAGCCAGUCCAGUCGGUGUCUGUAGAACUGGCACCCUUAAUAGUGGGGCGAAAUGGCUUUGACGCUCUUGGAAGACUGGUGCAGGGGAAUGGAUGUGAACUCUCAGAGAGCUCUGCUGGUCUGGGGGAUCCCUGUGAACUGUGAUGAGGCUGAAAUCGAAGAGACCCUCCAAGCUGCCAUGCCCCAAGUGCCCUACCGAGUACUGGGGAGAAUGUUCUGGAGGGAAGAAAAUGCGAAGGCAGCCUUGUUAGAGCUCACCGGGGAAGUGGAUUACUCCCUGAUCCCUAGAGAGAUGCCAGGCAAAGGAGGGCUCUGGAAAGUGUUCUUUAAGCCCCCCACUUCUGAUGCGGAGUUUCUGGAGAGGCUGCACCUCUUUCUAGCUAGGGAAGGGUGGACUGUGCAAGAUGUUGCUCGUGUGCUUGGGUUUCAGAACCCUGCUCCCGCUCCAGGCCCAGAAAUGCCAGCAGAGAUGCUCAAUUAUAUUUUGGAUAAUGUUAUUCAACCUCUUGUUGAGUCCAUAUGGUAUAAGAAGCUGACGCUAUUCUCUGGGAGGGACAUUCCCGGGCCUGGCGAGGAGACCUUUGAUUCCUGGCUGGAGCACUCGAAUGAGGUCAUAGAAGAAUGGCAGGUGUCUGAUAUAGAAAAGAGACGGCGGUUGAUGGAGAGUUUGAGAGGCCCUGCUGCUGAUGUCAUUCGCAUCCUCAAGACCAACAACCCAGCCAUAACCACCGCGGAAUGCCUGAAGGCUCUUGAGCAGGUGUUUGGGAGCGUGGAGAGCUCUAGAGAUACACAGGUCAGAUUUCUGAACACUUACCAGAACCCCGGGGAAAAGUUGUCAUCUUACGUCAUUCGUCUGGAGCCUCUGCUACAAAAGGUAGUGGAAAAGGGGGCCAUUGAUAAAGAUAACGUGAACCAGGCUCGCCUGGAGCAGGUCAUCGCCGGGGCCAACCACAGUGGGGCCAUCCGAAGGCAAUUGUGGCUGACUGGGGCUGCGGAACGACCGGCACCCAACCUCUUCCAGUUGCUGGUGCAGAUUCGAGAGGAGGAAGCCAAGGAGGAGGAAGAGGAAGCUGAGGCAGCCCUUUUGCAGCUAGGCCUGGAGGGGCACUUCUGAGUCCCUGGAUCAGUCUGGCUGCUUUUGUUAUCCCUGUGCGGUUUUACAAGCCUUGCCUCUCAUAGUAAAGACCUAGCCUCCUGUUUUUGUUUUGUUUUCUGGGGGAUGGGAUAGGGGAGUCAGGCCUGCGUAUUUGUGUAGCAGUCACAGAAUUGCGUGAUUGGCCAGGGCUGCAACAGUAGAGGUGGUUCAUACUGCCUAAAAUGAAUGCUUGAUGCAAGCCCUCCUAGUGACAUCUUUGACAGUUGUGAAAAAUGUGAAGCUGAGACACUUCCUGUCAGGAUGAUUGUGAAAGUGCAAGCCUGCUUCACAGGCUGUAUGGUACAGACUGACAUUUGUUACUAAUAUUGUGGAUAGUUUUACUGUACAUUGUCCCUAAUUUAUAUACAUGGGAAGAAUAUGAGUCUGUUAGAUGAUACUGCUCAUUUUGAAAAUUCAGAUUUCUCAUUCCUCACGGCUCAACAUCAGAACCAGUUUACCAGCAAAGUACUCUAGGAUUAAAAUUGGCAAGUUAGAAAAAUGUGAUUUUUAUGAAGAGGCACAACCUACUUUUCAUGGUGUAAGAUACAAAUAUAAGUCAGGGGGAAUUUCCAUAAACAAGCUACAUUUUCCCCACAUGAAUUAUUUGUCAUUUAAUUAUUGGUCAUGUUGAUGCUAAGUGUUCUAAAUUUGAAGUUAUCAAAUAGAUGUAUACAAAUAAAAAUGUGAAAAUUCUCAUCUUGCUUUU
Messenger RNA from Cricetulus griseus (Chinese hamster), 2110 nucleotides. The record is from RefSeq and is a predicted model, not a curated record. Lineage: Eukaryota; Metazoa; Chordata; Mammalia; Rodentia; Cricetidae.